AUGGGAUUAUUAUAUGCAAGCCUUAGCGAAAUCAAAUUUACCGACGUUUUUAUUGCAUUAUCAACUAUAAUAUGUUUAUAUGUAAUUCAUUUCUAUUAUAAACACUAUACUCGCAUUAAUCCACUCCCUGGUCCAAUACCAAUUCCAUUAAUAGGAAGUUUUGCACUGGUUAAAAAAGAUCUUGAUAUUGAUGCUUUUUAUCAUAGUUUAAGUAAAAAAUAUGGCGGUGAAGGUAUAUACGAAGCACCUAUUGGUGGCAAGAGACAAAUAUUAUUUACUCGUGCUGAUUAUAUAGAAGACUUUUUUUUAUCAUCUAUGAAUGUUGCUAAUCAUGCAAUAAGAACUGAGAAGGAUGUUCUUUUAGACAUUUUUGAUCUUGAUAGAAAAGGAAUAGCACUUAACUUCGAUCACCAUAGUUGGAAAUUUAAUCGUGAAAUGUUUACACAGGCUAUUAUGCCAUUAACCUAUUCUCCAAAGCCUAGUAAAUAUGUAAAUGCCUUAUUUGAAGAAAUGUCAAAUUGUUGGAUAGAUUUGAAACCAAAAGGUGAUGCUGCAGCAGUUAUUAAUAUAGCUAGUUGGCUGCGUCGAUUUACAACUGAUUUUAUACACAUUUUGGUAACAGAGAAGCGAGGUUUUGCAAUUCAUUAUUAUCAUCGUAAAUUUAAAAAUCAGAUCACAAAAGAGAUGAUUGAAUCUGAAGAGUUUAUUGAAUGUGUAGAUACUUUUGUAUCAGACAAUAUUCCAUAUGUACCACACAUUUUAAAAGAUUUCCCUUUUGUUAGACCUCGUGUGCAGAAAUUGAUAAGAAAUAAUGAUCGUUUUUAUAAAAAAAUGGGAGAUAUUGUCAAAAAAAGAAGAAGAGAAAUUGAAAAAACUUUUAACAGUAAUGAUAAUUCUAAACCGAAACAACUUGAUCUAUUAACCUCUAUGAUUAUUGUUAAUACACCAUAUGAUACUCGUCCUCCUCAAUCAAAUGUUGAUCCAUCAUUAUUAAGACCAAUGACUGAUGAUGAAAUACGUGGUGUUUUGUUUGAUUGUUUUGUGGCUGGUACAGAUACGACUGUGAACACUCUUUGUUUCGUGAUAUAUUACGUUUCACAUUAUCCGGAUGUUAAAAAGAAAAUGUUGGAUGAGAUUGAAUCAGUUUUCAAUGGUGAUCGAACCAGGCCAAUAACAUUAACUGAUGUUGGGAAAUUAAAAUACUGUGAAGCAGUAAUUAAAGAAACAACAAGAAUAAGACCUACAGUUGGUAUGAUCUCAAGAAAUUACGAGAGAUCUAUGGAAGUAGCAGGAUACAAAUGGCCAAAGGACACUCUAUUUGUAAUGCAUCUUCGUGGAAUCAACAAUAACCCACUUUAUUGGAAAGAUCCCGAAAAAUACAUCCCAGAAAGAUUUUACGAUGAUCAAGGGAUUGUACAUCAGCAUAAAAAUUCAUUUGUGAUGUUUGGUGGAGGUUCAAGAAUAUGUCCAGGUAGAAAGAUUGCAAUGGUUGAAUUGAAAAUAUUGCUGGCUUCGCUUUAUAGAAAGUUUGACGUUGAAUUGGCGGAUAUGCAAGCUCCCCUUAAGACUGAAACAUCAACAAUCACCAUCUGUAAAGAAUUAGACGUCAAACUCACUCCUAAAAAUUAA
Entrophospora candida is the source of this 1629-nucleotide messenger RNA. Lineage: Eukaryota; Fungi; Glomeromycota; Glomeromycetes; Entrophosporales; Entrophosporaceae. The record is from the annotation of a GenBank genome assembly.